UACACAUUCCAACGCGAAAUACCGUCCAAGAUCUUGACAGUGUCAAAGGUCAGACUGCAUAAACAAACUUCGUUAUUGAUCCCCAUCCCCCUGAAGAGAAAUCAAUAAUUUUCCCUAUGCGCCGUGAACAACCUCACCCAAUUCCGUUGAAUUGAUGUGGGACACAAAGAAAAUCCGAGUUUUCCACACGUCGGAAAAUGUGUCGAGACAACCGCACUCGAGUUACACCAAAAGAUUUACGGUAGGAAUUUAGGAAGGGUGUUUUCCGAAGAUGAUCCUCACCGGGAUUUUCCUCUGGUACUUGGGACUGAAAACCGCGCAGGCAAUAGAUUGUUUCAAGUGUAUAUCGAUGAACAAAGAUUAUCCCCCUUGUGAAGAUCCGUUCCAUAACAAUUUUACCAUGGAUAUUUAUGAAUCACCCUGUAUGGGCGGUCGGAAGGGUAGAGAUGGCGUUUUUCCAGCCACGUCUUGCGUCAAGAUCACAGGAACUUUCGAAGACAAUGAAGAAACAAUUAUGAUAAGAGGUUGUGCUUUGGACAGUGGCACCCUAACCACCGAUACUGAACUUGUUCGAAUGUCACAUUGUGGUGCAUUUUACUACGAUAACAGAUACGUCCAUGGAUGUGUUCAAACUUGUAAUGAUGCUGAUGCUUGCAAUAAUUCCUUCAAAAUCCGUUCCAACAUUGAAACAACGCUUAUUUUAACAAUAGCCGUUUCAAGCGCCUUGGCUAUUUAUUGAAUCCCAUGAAAACUUCCAAUAAAAGAUGCCUUAAAUGAAAAAUUUGAUAUUCGAAAUGGAAUUUAUAUGGCUUCACUUCAAUUGAAGGAAUGUUAUUCAUUGUGGACCAAAAAUUUCUCUUUAGAGAGAGUUAGAGAACAUCUAUUCAAUUAUUGAAGAAUAUUGGUAAAGUUGCCGAAUUUGCUCAAAUCAAGCUAUACUUAUUUAUAAAUACCUGAUAGAGAAUAAAAUAACUAGAGCGCAUUGUAAGGAUUUGAUAAUUCAUGAUAGAAUAGAAACAUAUUCAAGAUCUAAAUAAGGAAUUGUAUUGUAGAUAAGCAUUUACAAGUAGGUAAAUAAAUUUUUUUUAACAACAGAACAGAACCCACACUAAAGAACUGUUACUUUGUAUAAAAAUAGUUAAACAGGAAUAUUUAUCUAGCAUAUACAAAUUUCAUUUCAAUUUUGGAAUACUCCAGAUAAAAAUCUAAUUUUUUCCCUACAAUGUCAGAUAUAAAAUAUAUUGAAUUGAAAAAAAAUUCAAAAUUUAUAUUUAUGCAAAUUGAAUAUAAACAUUUAUGAGAACUUUCUACAUAUCAGAAAUUUUUGAAGCCUUGUAAGAAGUAUUUGUUUUAUAUUGUAGAAAUGAGCAACUAAAUAUUUUAAAAAUAUAUUUAUUGAUUACUAAAAGAGUUUAAUUUCUAUUAAUGAACCUCGCUAAGAUACAAUCUUGCUGAAAAAUUUAAAAAUCGUCCCAGGAAAAAAACAAUCAGAACCAUCUAUGAAAAUAUCUUUGAACUAUAAGUUUCAAUACUCAUUCAUAGAUGGCAGCUUUGUCGUUUUUCAAUAGGGCAUUUUUUAAGUGAGGAAAUAUUCAUCUCUAUUCUUCAAUAGAUUACUAAAUUAACUUUAUUUCUUGUUGUUGUAAAAAUGAGA
Messenger RNA from Harmonia axyridis, 1654 nucleotides. RefSeq lists its product as uncharacterized. Lineage: Eukaryota; Metazoa; Arthropoda; Insecta; Coleoptera; Coccinellidae. The transcript is spliced from 4 exons. The record is from RefSeq and is a predicted model, not a curated record. The coding region runs from base 272 to 739 and encodes 155 amino acids.